AUGGCCGGCGGUUCGGUGUCGGAGUGCAAGGAGUACUUGUUCAAGGUGCUUGUUAUCGGCGAGUUGGGCGUGGGGAAGACGAGCAUCAUCAAGCGGUAUGUGCACCAACUCUUCUCCCAGCAUUACCGAGCCACCAUCGGCGUCGAUUUCGCCCUCAAGGUCCUCAACUGGGACAGCAAGACGCUCGUUCGACUACAGCUUUGGGAUAUUGCAGGCCAGGAGCGCUUCGGGAACAUGACGCGGGUGUACUACAAGGAGGCGGUGGGGGCCUUCGUGGUUUUCGACGUGACCAGGGGUUCAACGUUCGAGGCCGUCUCCAAGUGGAAACACGACCUGGACAGCAAGGUGAAGCUAGCUAAUGGCGGUCCGAUCCCAUCGGUGCUGCUAGCUAACAAGUGCGACCAGAAGAAGGAAGGCUACAACAACACCACGCUCAUGGACAACUUCUGCAAGGAAACGGGCUUCCUGGGCUGGUUCGAGACAUCCGCCAAGGACAACAUUAACGUCGAUGAAGCGGCCAAAUUCCUGGUGGAAAACAUCCUGGCCAACGACAAGGGUUUGCCGUAUGAGGAGAGCAAUGGAGACCGCAUCAAACUGGAUCAGGAGACUGUGACGGCGGAGAGCAAGCCGGGCUGCUGCUAA
Messenger RNA from Nerophis lumbriciformis (worm pipefish), 642 nucleotides. The record is from RefSeq and is a predicted model, not a curated record. NCBI's taxonomy places the organism in Eukaryota, Metazoa, Chordata, Actinopteri, Syngnathiformes, Syngnathidae.